AUGGGAUUUAAUUCUAACUUUAUAGGAUCGAUUAAAAACACAUUUGCAGCACCUACAGUAGAAAAUCACUACAAUGAAAAACUGUUUUACAAAAACAAUGUUACCCUCGAAUCGUUACAGAACUAUGUAGGAGAUGAUGUUAUUAGGUUGGAACUGUAUCUUAUCAAUUAUAUCGAAAAUUUUAAUACAACAAUCAGCCCCAAUGUAUUUGUACAAUCAGUUCACGAGUGCUUUCAUAACAUAAGUGUUAAUUCUUCCGAAUUUAAAACAUUUGAAAAUAAUGAUUUAACGUUAUCGCAGGAGUAUAUAAGAUACAAUUCUGAGUAUAUAAAUAACAAAAUUAAAUAUCUAAAACAAUUUAAUAACCCAGUAUCAAGCCAAAACAAAAUAAAUUCGUGGAAUAAUAGACUUUCCAAUACAUACGCAAUUCUAAAACAUUCACUGAAUGUAGAUUUUAAAUCUCACUGCAGUGAUUGUAAAGACCUCUCCGAUUUACUGGAUACCAGUUAUAUAUGCAAACUCUUGGUUCUAUUCAGAAUACUCAACAAAACGAAUGUUUUGGAGAGCGUUUUUACCUUCGUAUUUAACCAAAUCUCUUCAUUUUAUUGGAACUAUGAACUGCUACUGGUAACAUUCUCAAAUGUUAUCCUGAAAAAUCUGGUUAACGCAGUUUCUCUAGACCAAUCAAACAGAACCAAGAAUUUAUCUGAAACACUCCACUCAUUGCUAGUAAAUAGGAAUAAUUAUUUAGAUUUAAAAUACCCACACGCAGAAACACUGUUUAGAAUUUUGGGAAAUUUCGCAAUAAAUAUUUCAUUCUAUUACUCUAAUUUGAAUAUAUUUACACAAAGUCAGGAUAACACAUUUGUUAACCUGUUCAUGUCACUAAUUGUGAAAAGUAUAAUUAAUGCAUCGAACCUGGCAAACGUAAACAACGUUCUUCCAUAUGAAGUGUUUGGACAGAAGAAUAACGCACAAAAUGAAUUUAACUAUUUUAAAAUAUUUGUAGAAUCCUUUAUUAAAACAAUCUCAGACCAGUUUAACAAGGGCCACUUUGUUUCUAACCUAGCGACGAUUAACAUUUUCCUGGACCAAGAAACGUAUAAUUUCAUAGUGAAAUUAAAAUUUAAAAGUCAUUUAAACGAUAUAGACCAGUUGCACUGCAGAAUAGGAGUAUUGAUUUUGUACAUAGUGGCAAAAUACAAACAAAUUUCUAACGUAAGACUGAAUGAAGUGUCGGACAUUAGGAUCCUGUUCAGCCUACCAUGGUCACCGGCAAUAGAAUAUUGUACAAAUGAUCCCAAGCUGAAAGAUCUACUACCUGACUUUAAAAGAGUUGUCAUAGAGUGUUUCGGAUCUGAAAUAUUCAUUUGCAACUGUGUAUACUCAUCCUACAAAAGGAUUCUAAACGUUUUUGUAGGAAAAACUCUAGACAACUAUAGCAAGUUUGGUUAUGAUGAUUAUUUUCAGAACCUGUUUUACUUCUCAUCACUAGUCGGUUACUCACAUAGUGUGAUGAUAAACAGGAGAAAAGGAUUACAAAUGUUAACGUUUGGAUCUGAAACUAUAUACUACACACUAUCGAACUUUUUGCUGGACAAUUGUCUGGUAAACCAAAAUUCAACAACUAACACUGAGUCGGUUAAUACUGUAAAAUUUUCAAAGUCUGUGGAAAGUAAAUGGAUUUCACACUAUUUGACAACCGCAUACCUCUUCAACAAGACAACAUGCUACCUAGCUCUUCUGGAUUCUCUAAUUAUGCAUUAUAUCAUCGAAAAUACUGAUGAAAAUGAAGAUUUAUUGACUCUCGAAUCACUAUAUGAAUCCACUUUUAAUCAGGAUAAAUCACUGGACUUCCAGAGGAGCAUUUCAUACAACUUUCUCUCGCUUAAUCAAAAUCCGAUUAAUUUGAUACUUAGGACCCCAGUUCAAACUCUAGUACAAUUAUUCAAAUUCAGGUUGUCUGGGAAUCUUUUGAUUCUCCUGGUUUCAAAGCUAAAUAAAUAUAUUUACGAGGGUUUCUCAAGUUUCCUUUCCUCGACAACACUCCACAUCGACUUGUUUCAAUUAUCAGCUCUUCAGGUGGUUUCAAUGAUAAACGUAUUCGUUGAUCUUUCAAAGAACUUUUCCAGCGAAUCUGUUAAGCAGUUUAGGAGUUUUGUUGUAUGUUUGUUAUCAAAGAAUCCAAACAGCUAUGACCUCAUUUUAUCCUCGGGUCUCUCACAAACACCUUGCAUCAGAUUUACAAACGAUUUGUUUAAUACCGAAGCUUCAUUAAAUACCUCGGCUGGAAACUUCAAACACUGCUUAAGAUUACAUAGGGAAUAUCCAAACGAAUGGAGCAAAACCGACAUUUACUCUAAAGAAGGUGUUCAAUCCCUCAAGUCCUUAGAACCUACCGACAAGAUAGAUGUUGCUCUAUUCCAUUUGUUCAACUUUCACUUACUGUGUAUGGACACUGGUGUUUCAAAGGAACUCAAUGAAAACUCUGGGUUAUUUCUACAAAUUGAAAGUGUUGUAGCAGCCUUUUGGCAGCUCAUUCAGACUGUAGCAGUCACUGAGAUAACAAACAUCAUCAGGAGCUCUUUAAACUUGAUAAUAAAACUCCACUAUCUAUAUCCUUCAUUAACAAAAAAGUCCAUUUUGGAAGUAACAAAGAUUAUGAACAGGGAGGACAUUACAUCCUAUUCCAAGAACUCCAUUGAGGAAAUGGGGAAUUUAUUAAAGAUAAUAGAGUAUAAUGGAAUUAUGGGUCAAAACAAGGAUUCUAAAAAGAAAUAG
Molecule: messenger RNA, 2781 nt
Organism: Theileria annulata
Lineage: Eukaryota; Apicomplexa; Aconoidasida; Piroplasmida; Theileriidae
Exons: 13
Coding region: 1-2781 (926 amino acids)
Source: RefSeq, a predicted model, not a curated record